Messenger RNA from Labeo rohita (rohu), 5969 nucleotides. RefSeq names its product alkylglycerone phosphate synthase (gene agps). Gene Ontology annotation, molecular function: alkylglycerone-phosphate synthase activity; FAD binding. Bases 63 to 1946 code for a protein of 627 amino acids. NCBI's taxonomy places the organism in Eukaryota, Metazoa, Chordata, Actinopteri, Cypriniformes, Cyprinidae. Gene Ontology annotation, biological process: lipid biosynthetic process. The record is from RefSeq and is a predicted model, not a curated record. The transcript is spliced from 20 exons.
UCUCCACCUCACAUCCCUCCAUCAGCCGCCCGCUGACCUCUGACAGCAAACACGGAAGCAGCAUGGCGUCAAACAGCAGCAGCAGCACCGCACAGCAAAGACUCAGGAUCAUAGCCGGACAUUUGCAGAAACGGCCAGAAGAUGAAAACACGAGCGUCGCUGCGCAGGAGUGCAAAGCCGAGACGCCCCGAUCCAACCCGAGCAGCGUGACACCGGUCCCGAAGAGGAGGCAGGAGAUCAUGAAGUGGAAUGGCUGGGGUUACAGUGACUCAAGGUUUCUGUUUAAUAAAAAGGGUCAAGCAGAGUUCACAGGGAAACGAUAUCGGUUGAGUGGGCUGAUUUUACCAAGUUUGAAGGACUGGUUUGAGGGUACGUUUGGAGCCAGUUUACAGCACAAAUCUCCUGCCACACCCAGUCUGAACUUAAGUGCAGUUGCUCCUCCUAACCUGAACGAGCCCUUCAUUGAGGAUCUGAAAGCAGUGGGUGUGGCCAUGUCACAUGACCCAGAGGACCGGGUUUUCCGAGCUCAUGGUCACUGCCUACACGAGAUCUUUGCGCUGCGCGAGGGGAGGAUAGGACGGGUGCCCGACAUGGUGGUUUGGCCGAGCUGUCACAGUGAUGUGGAGAAGAUUGUGGAAUUAGCCUGUAAACACAACAUCUGCUUGAUACCCUACGGAGGUGGUACUAGUGUGUCCAGUGCUCUAGAGUGCCCUCGUGAGGAGACUCGCUCCAUUGUCUCUUUGGACACAUCACAGAUGAACCGAAUAUUGUGGAUUGACGAGAAGAAUCUCACAGCUCAUGUGGAGGCUGGAAUCAUCGGACAGGAUCUGGAGAGACAGUUGAAUGAGCGUGGCUACUGUACGGGCCAUGAGCCAGACUCCAUGGAGUUCAGUUCUCUGGGCGGCUGGGUGGCCACACGGGCAUCAGGCAUGAAGAAAAACAUCUACGGCAACAUCGAAGACCUGGUGGUGCAUAUAAAGAUGGUGACCCCUAGAGGAGUGAUUGAGAAGAGCUGUCUAGGGCCCCGCAUGUCCACCGGCCCCGACAUACAUCACUUCAUAAUGGGUUCAGAAGGAACUCUGGGAGUGGUGACUGAAGUUACAAUGAAGAUCCGACCCAUUCCUGAGUAUCAGAAGUACGGCUCCGUUGUCUUCCCAAACUUUCAGCAGGGUGUGGCGUGCCUGAGAGAGGUGGCCAGACAGAGAUGUGCUCCAGCAUCCAUUCGGUUAAUGGACAACGAGCAGUUUCAGUUUGGUCAUGCACUCAAGCCACAAGUGUCCUCCAUAUUCACAUCGUUCUUGGACGGGUUGAAAAAAUUCUACAUCACAAAGUUUAAAGGCUUCGACCCGCACCACCUGUGUGUUGCUACGCUGUUAUUCGAAGGCGAUCGUGGGAAGGUUUUGCAGCAUGAGAAACAGGUUUACGACAUUGCAGCCAAAUUUGGGGGUCUGGCAGCAGGAGAGGAUAACGGUCAGAGGGGUUACAUGCUGACGUUUGUCAUCGCGUAUCUGCGGGAUUUGGGAAUGGACUACUAUGUGAUCGGAGAGUCGUUUGAGACGUCUGUUCCUUGGGACAGGGUUUUGGACUUGUGCAGGAAUGUGAAGGAGAGGAUUGUACGAGAGUGUAAGGAGAGAGGAGUACAGUUCCCACCGCUCUCCACAUGCAGAGUUACACAGACGUAUGAUGCAGGUGCUUGUGUGUAUUUCUAUUUUGCCUUUAAUUACCGGGGUCUGAGUGAUCCAGUUCACGUCUACGAACAAGUGGAGCAUGCAGCCCGGGAGGAGAUUCUAGCCAACGGAGGAAGUCUGUCUCACCAUCAUGGAGUGGGAAAACUCCGGAAGGAAUGGAUGAAAGAGAGCGUGUCCGGCGUGGGGCUCGGCAUGCUCAAGUCGGUGAAGGAGUACGUGGACCCUCAGAACAUUUUUGGCAGCAGAAACCUGUUGUAAUUCACUAACACUCUGCGUUCAUGCGUUUUCUAUUAUCAUCUAGUCCGAUUUGAUUUAAACUUCAUAUUCCUGCCUUUUUUCUUGGUGUGUGUGAGCACAGUAAUACGAUAAACCACUCUUCUGUUUCCCAUUAACCGAUCCUCUUGCGUUAUUGUCACCUUUGACCUUUGACCUUGUGUUUCGUGAGGAGGCAGGACUCGAGUGUCCGUAACAUCCUGCCUCCUCGUGAUCACGUGACCUAAGUUUUCACCGGUCUUCCCAUUGCUCUUCUGAUUUAACAGGUUUUUGAUACUGUAACGUCUGGAUGCUUUUGUGUCUGGCACUACUGUUGUUUCGUACAUUAGCAGUGACUGAAUUAUGCUUUUUAAAGCAGUGUGCCUUUUGUCUGUCUGUCCGUCCGUCUGUCUUAAACUCCUCUUUCUGAGUGGCUAAAUGUUUACUGUCUCUUAUCCUCUCUUCCUUACUGUACUUUUGCCUUUUCUAUUCGUCUGUCGAACUAGGUGUAUUAUAAUUUUUGGGUGAAUCUCAUCAAAAAUGUCCUGUUUUUAUUUCACUCGAUGAGAAAAAUAUAAAGAGAAUGGAGACAAAUGUUUUGGAUGGUAUAUAUGUGUGUGUAUAUAUAUAUAUAUAUAUAUAUAUAUAUAUGUAUAUGUAUAUAUAUAUAUAUAUAUAUAUAUAUAUAUUGUAGCCUACCAGAUUUUUAAUGUGUUUUAAGAAGUCUCUUCUGCUCACCAAGCCUGCAUUUAUGUGAUCCAAAGUACAGCAAAAACAGUAACAUUUUUUAAUAUUUUUACAAUUUAAAACAACUGUUCUCUGUUUGAAUAUAUUUUAAAAUGGUAUUUAUUUUUGUGAUUUCAAAGCUGAAUAUUUAGCAUCAUUACUUCAGUCACAUGAUCCUUCAUAAAUCAUUCUAAUAGUCUGAUUUGCUGCUCAAAAACAUUUAUUAUUAUUAUUAUUAUUAUUAUUAUUAUUAUGUUAAAAACAGCUGGAAAUAAUUUUCUGCAGGUUUCUUUGAUGAAUAGAAAGUUCAGAAGAACAGCAUUUAUCUGAAGUAGAAAUCUUUUGUAUUACUUUUUCAUCGCUUUUGAUUAAUUUAAAGCAUCCUUGCUAAAUAAAAGUAUUAAUUUCUAUAAUUUCUCAACUGUUUUAAAUAUUGAUAAUAACAAUAAAUGUUUUUUGGGUUUUUUUCUGCACAGUAAAUCAGCAUAUUUGAAUGAUGCUAAAAAUGUGGCUUUGAUCAUAGGAAUAAAUUGCAUUUAAAAAAUAUGUUUUAACAGAAAGCAGUUAUUUUAAAUAGUAAAAAUAUUUAAGUAUUUUACUGUUUUUGCUGUACUUUGGAUCACAUAAAUGCAGAUUUGGUGAGAAGAGACUUCCUUAAAAAAACAUUAAAAAUCUUACUGUUCAAAAGCUUUUGACUGGUAGUGUAUAUAUUUCAUUUACAUUUUUAAUAAGGUUGUGUAGGUGACACGAUUGAACAAUGAAUGAUACAAAAAAGUAAUUGAAUUAAUUAAUACAUGUAUUAGCCUUGAUUGUUUUUUUUCCCUCUCUCUCUCUCUUAUGGAGAUGGAAUAUGACCUAGACAUUUUUUAUGAGAUUCACUAUUUUAAGAGGUGCAGUUUUUGUGUAUUAAGCAAGAUCUGUUGAAGAGUAACCCCUGUGAGUGUGGGGUUAAACAGAGAUGUUGUGUCUUCAAGCACAUGGUCUGGCUGACAGAGGUUUUGGACUGAGGUGAUUUGGUUUGGCUUGAUCGUCAAAAUGAUCGGCAUCAAAUCCCUCCUCGUGUUUCUACCAAAGACUGUCAGCAUCUCUUCUUCGGCCGACUGCUUCAGCCACACACGCAUUUGUACAUCCUGUAUAUAAACACGACUACAUGAUUUGGAGAGUGUGUUCGCCAGAGAUCCAUCACGAUAAAUUGUAUUUUUUUAACACAACGUAUGCAAAAAGCCAGAGAUUAUCUGAAAUGGUAUCUAAAACAUUUAUGUGACUGUUACAUCAUUUGAUUUGUAUGCAUUUAACUUUGAGGAAAAAAUAUGUGUGGCAGAAUUCCUCCUGCGUUCAUCUGUCAUCAAGUUAUACAUUAUACUCAGUUCUUCUCAAAUCUUCAAGUGGUUUGACUUGUGUAGGAGAUGCUUGCUUUCAAACAAAUAGUUCACUUAAAGGAUUCGUUCACUUUUAGAAUAAAGAAUUCCUGAUAAUGUACUCACCCCCAUGUCAUUCAAGAUGUUCAUGUCUGUCUUCAGUUGCAAAAAAAAGGUUUUUGAGGAAAACACGCCAGGAUUUUUCUCCAUAUAGUGGACUUCAAUGGAGAUCAAGGGGUUGGAGGUCCAAAUUGCAGUUUCAGUGCAGCUUCAAAGGGCUCUACGUGAUUCCAGCCGAGAUCUUUUCUAGCGAAACGAUCUGUCAUUUUCUAAAAAAAAAAUAAAAAUAUAUCUAAAAUUUACGCCUUGCCUAAACACGUUGGAAAAGUCAAGCGUUGUUAGCUCUUUGACUGUGUGCUUUGGUUCAAAAAGGUAGAAAAACUCCAUCUCAUUUUCUCAUCCAACUUCAAAAUCGUCCGACAUUGUUGUUUUACCUUUUUUGUAAAGGGCGUUUGACUUUCUUUGCAUGUUCGCGUGACCUUUCCAAUGUGACUACAUAAUGAGCGAAGUCGAGCUAGUACAAGAUGAGCAUUUGUGGUUAAAAGCUACAUAAAGUUUAAUUUUUAGAAAAUGAAUGAUUGUUUCACUAGAUAAGACUCUUAUUCCUCACUACGAUCAUGUAGGGUCUUUUGAAGCUGCAUUGAAACUGCAGUUUGGACCUUUAACCUAUUGGUAAAAAUCCUGAAAUGUUUUCCUCAAAAACUUUUAUUUCUUUUCGACUGAAAAAAGAAAGACAUGAACAUCUUGGAUGACAUGGGGGUGAGCAAAUUAUCAUUUUUAUUCUGAAAGUGAACUAAUCAUUUAAAACAGAAAAUACACUCAUUAUUUACUCAGCCUCAUGUUGUUUCAAACUGAAUGACAUUCUUUUGUAAAACACAAAAGGAGAAGUUCGGAAGAAUGUUCAUGCUGCUCUUUUCCAGACAUUGAAAACAUUACAGAAAGGGAUAAAAAGUAGUCCAUACCAUUAAAAUGUGUUCAUAUUCCAGGUCAUAUGAUCUUUCACAAUCACCACAGGCUCUUUCUGUACUUUAAAAUUUGCCGCAUUGACACUUAUGAGACGCAUGACCACUGCCAUUGAUGUCAAACCUGGUGCACAUUAACGCAAUAUGUGUAAAUAAGUUUUGAGAGUCAUCUGCUGAUACCUCCAUGGUGCUUUUUCACACUUUCAAUGUAAUGAAAAAGCAGCAUGAGCGUUCUGUGCAAUUUUUGUGUUUUGCUGAAGAAAGCAAGCAGUGUGUGAUUUUGGAGCAGCAUGACUUUGAGUUUGAACCUGAUGAUGAAGGUUGAACUAUUCCUGUAGGCUACUAAGUUGUGUUGACCUGAAAGAGACACAACCGUUUAAAUAACCCAUUAAUUGAGUGUGUUUAACAGUGUGUGUCCCGUUUAACAGGGCAUAGACUUCUCACUUUACUAAAGUGGCACUUUUGUAAAACAUUUAAGCCUAAACAAAUAAUCCAAUAGCCUUGCAGGGUCUUUAUUUCCAGACGUCCUGCCCACUGCUGAGAGACGCCUCUCCUCGAGCCUGUCAAACGGGGCUGUGAUGUUCAGCAGAGCUUUUUCACUGCUUUCCCAAACGACACUACCAUUUAUUAAGUGUCAGAGGAGCUUUUUUUUAUGUUUCUGAACUCUUUUGUGUUGCUGAAACGCAAAAUGAAGGAUCAGACGAGGUUUUGUCACCCCUCGGAAUGAUUCCUGAAUGGUUUCAUCAUCAAACGUCUUGUUUCACUUAAAGACAAAACAACAGGCGUAUUAACAGUUUUCAAUCUGAAUAUUAUGAAAGCUCCCUUGUCUUUCCCCAGAUUUCCUGGUCAUGUGUUUAAUAUCAGAGUACAUUUUGUCAAAGCUGUUUGUGCAAUAAAUUAACAGAACAUGUCAGAACAUUUUA